Messenger RNA from Hirundo rustica (Barn swallow), 2140 nucleotides. It is a transcript of the gene POLR3GL, whose product is annotated as RNA polymerase III subunit GL. The transcript has 7 exons. The coding region runs from base 36 to 923 and encodes 295 amino acids. Lineage: Eukaryota; Metazoa; Chordata; Aves; Passeriformes; Hirundinidae. Gene Ontology annotation, cellular component: RNA polymerase III complex. The record is from RefSeq and is a predicted model, not a curated record. Gene Ontology annotation, biological process: transcription by RNA polymerase III.
UGGGUGAUGCACAGAGACGCGACACCGGGGCAGGAAUGGGGAGUACGGGACCGGGGGGACGCACCGGGAAUGGGCUCAGGACCGGGAGCAAUUUUGGGGAGGGGAAAAGAACCGACACCGGGAGAGCACCGGGAUCGAGAACGGGCUGGAACCGGGACCGGGACCGGGACCGAGUGAGGAGGGGCCGGGACUCGGGGCAUCCCCGGGAGCGGGCGGGGCCGAGCUGGCCGGAGAUGUCAGCCCCGCGUCCCCGUUGUCCCCAGCGGCCCCCGGGGCUCAGCAUGGCGGGCCGGGGCCGCGGCCGGGGCCGGGGCCAGAUGACAUUUAACGUGGAAGCCGUGGGGAUCGGGAAGGGGGACGCGCUGCCCCCUCCCACGCUGCAGCCCUCUCCUCUCUUCCCGCCCCUGGAGCGCCGCGCCGCGCCCCUGCCCGGCGGCGAGGAGGGCGAGUACAUGCUGGCCCUGAAACAGGAGCUGCGCAGGGCCAUGAGGGGGCUGCCCUACUUCAUCAAACCCGGGGCGCCCCGCAGAGACAUCGAGCGCUACUCGGACAAGUACCAGCUCUCCAGCCCCGUGGACAGCGCCAUCGACUGGAACCCAGACUGGAGGCGGCUCCCGCGGGAGUUGAAGAUCCGGGUGCGGCGGCUACGCAAAGGGACCCCCGGCCUCGUCCCCAAGCGAUGCGCGGCCCUGGACAAGGAGGAGACGAUUAAGAAGCUGGAGAGCCUGGAGAAGAAGGAGGAGGAGGUGACGUCCGAGGAGGAAGAGGAGAAGGAGGAAGGAGAAGAGGGCAAGGAGGAGGAGGAGGAGGAGUACGAUGAGGAGGAGCACGAAGAGGAGACCGACUACGUCCUGUCCUACUUCGACAACGGGGAGAGCUUUGGCCCCGACAGCGACGACAACGGCGACGAGGCGGUGUACUGAGCCCCAGAGGGGCGUCAGCGCCCCGAGAGCGGGGACCCCCAGAGCCCUGGCACGGCGAGGGACCCCUGGCACGGCGAGGGACCCCUCGCCCCACCCACGGGACACUGGGGGACCCCCUCACCCCACCCACAGGGCACUGGGGACCCCCUCGGUCCUGCUGUCCUGGUUAUCAGGGGUCUCCUCUCCUCCCCAGGGCAAUGGGGACCCCCUCACCCCACCCACAGGACACUGGGGACCCCCUCAAUCCUGCUGCUGGAAUCAGGGGUCUCCUCACCUCCCCGGAACACUGGGGACCCCCUCACCCCUCCCACGGGACACUGGGGACCCCCUCUCCCUGCUGCUGGAAUCAGACGCUCUCUCAUCCCUGGGGACAUCGGGGUCCCGCUGUCGCCCCCCUUUGGGGUCUCCUGUCCUGUCAUUCCCCGCAUCACCACCAGAUGGCGCCCGCGGUCCACAGCCGCAUCACCACCAGGGGGCGCCCGUGUUCCACGCCAGGGUUUUUUGGGGUGGUUUCGUUUUGUCUUAUUUUUUUGGGGCGGUUUUGGGGUUUUUUGGGGGUGGUUUCGUUGUUUUUUUAAUUUUUGGGAUCCCCCAAAGCGCCCUGGUCCCCUCUGACCACCCCUAACACACAUCCCCACCUUUUACAGCGGCUUUUUUAAAACAAAUUUUGCCUGGAUUGAAGCGGAUUUUGGUAUUUUUGGCUCAGCUCCGGGUGGUUUUCGAGUGGGGAGGGGUUUGGAUAAAGGGGUUACCAAAAAAAGGGGGGGAAAAUGUUUUUUUUUUGCGGGGGAUGAAAGGGUUUUUUGAGGUGGAAAAUUUGUUUGAAGAAGGAAGAAGCGUUUUGGCAGAAAAUGUUUUAUGGGGAAGGGAAGGUGUUCUUUUUUGGGGUGGAAAAAGUGUUUUUCAGGAGAUAAAGGCUUUCAGGGAGAAAUAAAUGUUUUUGGAAAAGAGUUUUUUGGGUGGGAAGGAGGAUUUUUGGCGAGUUAAGGUACAGUUUUGACGAGGGAAAUGCAUCUCGUGGGUCAAGCCGGCUUUUUUGUGGGGGGAAAAAAAAGCAUUUUUAGGGAGAAAAAAAGUUACAUUUUGACAGAAGACGCAAUUUGGAGGGAGGAAAUUCAGUUUACCGUGGGGAAAUUCAGUUUUGCUCGGAGGGGCGAGGCGAAUUUCCUCAACAACACAGCUUUUAGGGGACAAGAGAAGGGAAAAGCCGUUGGUUU